Molecule: messenger RNA, 3473 nt
Organism: Vombatus ursinus (common wombat)
Lineage: Eukaryota; Metazoa; Chordata; Mammalia; Diprotodontia; Vombatidae
Product: cyclic AMP-responsive element-binding protein 5
Exons: 11
Coding region: 59-1558 (499 amino acids)
Biological process (GO): regulation of transcription by RNA polymerase II
Molecular function (GO): cAMP response element binding; DNA-binding transcription factor activity, RNA polymerase II-specific
Source: RefSeq, a predicted model, not a curated record
UUCACCCAGGCUCCGCUCUCCCCUUCUCUACACUUGUUUGAUUUAUGAGGAAUCCAAGAUGAACUUGGAGCAGGAAAGGCCGUUCGUCUGCAGUGCUCCAGGCUGCUCGCAGCGCUUCCCGACUGAGGAUCAUCUGAUGAUUCAUAGACACAAGCAUGAAAUGACUUUGAAGUUUCCCUCAAUAAAAACAGACAGUUUGUUAUCAGAUCAGACCCCGACUCCCACUAGAUUCCUGAAGAACUGCGAGGAGGUGGGCCUCUUCAACGACAUUGACUGCUCCCUUGAGCAUGAGUUUCGGAAGGCCCAGGAAGAAGAGACCAGCAAAAGGGCUAUCCCAAUGCACAAUGCAGUUGGCGGAGCGAUGCCAGGGCCUCAUCAGCUGGGCACCACGCGGAUGCCCAACCAUGACACCAGCGUUGUGAUUCAACAGGCCAUGCCCUCCCCCCAGUCCAGCUCUGUGAUCACGCAGGCACCUUCCACAAACCGUCAGAUCGGGCCUGUCCCAGGCUCUCUAUCGUCACUACUGCACCUUCACAACAGACAGAGACAGCCCAUGCCAGCCUCUAUGCCCGGGACCCUGCCGAACCCUACCAUGCCCAGCUCUUCAGCAGUCCUGAUGCCGAUGGAGCGGCAGAUGUCUGUGAACUCCAACAUCAUGGGAAUGCAAGGCCCAAACCUCAAUAAUCCCUGCGCAUCUCCCCAGGUCCAGCCGAUGCAUUCAGAGGCCAAGAUGAGGCUGAAGGCAGCUCUGACUCACCACCCUGCGGCCAUGUCCAAUGGAAACAUGAACAGCAUGGGACAUAUGAUGGAAAUGAUGGGCUCUCGCCAAGACCAGACGCCGCACCAUCACCUGCACUCGCACCCACAUCAGCACCAGACGCUGCCACCCCAUCACCCGUACCCACACCAGCACCAGCACCAGCACCCUGCCCACCACCCUCAUCCGCAAGCCCAUCACCAGCAGAACCACCCACAUCAUCACUCCCACCUCCAUGCGCACCCGGCACACCACCAGACCUCGCCACACCCUCCCCUGCACACGGGCGGCCAAGCACAGGUUUCACCAGCGACACAGCAGAUGCAGCCCACCCAGACGAUACAGCCGCCCCAGCCAACCGGGGGGCGUCGGCGAAGGGUGGUGGACGAGGACCCAGACGAGAGGCGGAGGAAGUUUCUGGAAAGGAACCGGGCUGCUGCUACCCGCUGUAGACAGAAGAGGAAGGUCUGGGUGAUGUCACUGGAAAAAAAAGCGGAAGAACUCACCCAGACAAACAUGCAGCUUCAGAAUGAAGUUUCCAUGUUGAAAAAUGAGGUAGCCCAACUGAAACAGUUGCUGUUAACACAUAAAGACUGCCCAAUAACCGCCAUGCAGAAAGAGUCACAAGGCUAUCUAAGUCCCGAGAGCAGCCCUCCGGCCAGCCCUGUCCCAGCUUGCUCCCAGCAGCAGGUCAUUCAACACAAUACCAUCACUACUUCCUCAUCGGUCAGCGAGGUCGUCGGAAGCUCCACUCUCAGCCAGCUCGCCUCUCACAGAACAGACCUGAACCCCAUCCUUUAAGACUUCCGGCUCCCCCGUUGCUCCAGAGACAAGCAGUGCCAGCCUCCUCGAGAGCAUCCUUUUUCUGCUAAGGGCAUUUUUAGAAUUAACUCAAACCUGGAAAACUCCUCAAGCCCUUCCAAGACUGGCUUUCAUUCAUUUUUAUAGUUAUUAUUGAAACGUGUCUUUUAUACUUAGUUAUAAAAAAAGGGAGUUAUGCAAUUAAUAUGCUAUCUGCUUGGGAAACACUUUGGUGCUUUCUUCGACUUUCUGGUACCAGUUAUUCAUUGAUAAAAUGACCUCUUUCUGUACAUAGCCGUGGCUUCAGUCUAACCCCAGGGCCUCAGAUCAAGAAAGUGGGUCAACUCCAACGGUGGGCCCAAUGGGAUAAUCCACUGAAAUUCCUACCGAGGUAACUGGGGGGGUACAUCUGGGGGAAAGCAUCAUAGCCAACAUGGAAGAGUUGGCCUCGUGACAUCCCCAGAUUCCCAAGGUAUAUUUAGAAUAUUUUCACGGCUGCUGUUGUUGUUGGGUUUUUUUUCUUUUUUCUUUUAGAAAAUUAUAUAAUACAUGGAUGUCUGAACAAAGUGAAUAAAAUAAAACUGACAAAAAAUUUCUCUCUAACAUGUCUACCCCUCUUCUUUCUUUUCAUUCCCUUGGCUUGAACUUUCUCAUUUUCUCCCUAGCAAGUUUAUCCUUUGUCCUUCCCUGUUUCACCAAUGACAUUUCUCCUUUCCUCUACAUCCCCUUUUUUCUCAUUUCCACCUACUUGUCCUCCCUUCCCCACCCCCUUUUCUCCCCUCUAUGAGCAAAAACAAAAAAAAAAAGUUGUUUUUAAAACAACUUACUUCUCAGAACGAUGGGCUAGCCCUGGCUUUCAAUAGCCCUUCACCCACAGCUGGGGUUCAUUUAAGCUCUCGGUUUUUACAAAAUAGAAACCAGGAGAUGUUUCGUGUGCCUGAUUUAAUGUUUUUAAUAAACAGAGCAAGUUAGAGGCAGCCUCACCACAGGUGAUAUGCUAUUGACAGGCAGCUGUGGGGACAUUGGGAAAGGGAGCUUUGUUCAAGCCUGCAUUGUGAGUUAAUGCCCGAUACGGGUAAUAACAUCACACCCUUGAAUUACAAUGGGUUUUAUAUGGCCUGUCUGUAACAUUGAAAAUCCAUGUACUAUAUAAUAAUUCAGAGGGGCUCUAUUCACUACACACGUUACGUCGUUCCAUCAUCGACUGCUAAUAGCCUGAGAUUUAUUUUUCGUUUUAAGCCUGUGAAACCGACUUCACCAUCCUGAUGGGCAAAGGAAGAAUAGCAUUAAGUCCUGGACAAAAACAGUGUUUCCACAGGUGCUUUUCCUACCCUCCCAUCACAUGGAAAGUAGCCUUUGGCUCCAAGGCAGUUAUACCAGGAGAAUGGCAAAGAAGGUUCUCGGCUGAACCCAAAAUGAUUUCUCAAUUUCUUAUCUUGAUGAUUAGUGUGAAAUUGCACCUUUCGAUGUUGCCCAACGAAUCAAGGCUGGUCUCUUUGAAAUAAGCUACUCAGUGGCACUAACUGGUCACGAUUCUUUUUCAAUAGGUGUUGUGUUUCAUUUCCAUUUGGGGGGGGGGUCUGUGAGUUUAUUGCCUUCUAAAGAUCAGCACUAUAGUUUUUCUCAAAAGUUCCCCAAGUGAUGAAUGUAAGUUCCCCCCCCCCCCUUUUCCUUACUUUCUCUCUCUCUCUCUCUCUCUCUCAGAGUGAAUAGAGCCUCUUUGGAAGAAAAAAAGAAAAGUAUGAGGAUCACAAGUCAUCAUUUUAAAGACAGUUUAUGUACUACACUUAACUCUUUAUUGAUAUUUUUCCCCAACAACUCUUGCCAUGUAUGCAACUGCUUUCAGAAGGUUUUGAGUGUACCAUGUAACUCAUGACUUGAUUAUAUAGUCUAAGAACCAAAAAAAAAAAAUUAA